Auanema sp. JU1783 is the source of this 3591-nucleotide messenger RNA. Lineage: Eukaryota; Metazoa; Nematoda; Chromadorea; Rhabditida; Rhabditidae. The record is from the annotation of a GenBank genome assembly.
AUGAUUUUAGCAAUCUUAGUUUUUUGUACAUCAUUCAUCAAUUAUUCUAAAGCUGAUGCUUGGAGCAUUAUCACUCAAGAUAAUUGUUUGGAACAUCGUUCACUCUGUUUGCGAGAUGAACGUUGUAGUCGUCACUUUGAGAAUUUCGAAAGAACAUGUGGCUAUUCCUUAAGUAGUUGUUCCAUUCCAUCGCCUUCAGAUUGUGUCGUUAUCAUUCGUAAAAUACAAGAAUUUUUUCCUUAUCAGAAAUGUAUGUGCUAUGAAGCUUUAGGACUUACAGAGGACUGUGACUUUUUCCGAGAACUGAUAUGGAAUCAUCCAUGCGAGAGACGAUUGGAUGAAGCUGGUCGAAAACAUUUUCGUACUGAGAGGCUGAAUAUGCGUUCUAGUAACACCGACAAAGCUACAACUUUAACGCCGUACAGACGAAGAACAACCCGCAUUCCUCUCUCGGAUCAAGUGAGAGAAUGGAAAUCACAGCUGAGUGGAGAUCUGGAGACACGGGAAAUGUUGAGCAAAGGAACGUGCAAUGAAGCGUUAAACGAUGUUUGUUUAAAACAUGUUAGUUGUCGACAGCUUUGGCGUUUGUUUCGCACAAGUUGUGGUGUUAAUGAAGAAAACAAGUGUACAAUGGCUGAUCGAGAUAUCUGCUGGCAGUCGUUUGAAGGACUGACGUGGACCGGCUUAGGCAACUGUAGAUGUGAUUCAAGCAAUUCGGAUUGCCAUUGGAUUCGAUUACACACAAAUUAUAAUAAAUGCAUCUAUGAAAUCACUAAGAGUGGGCACCUAUCACCUGCUCGAUCAUCAUAUCAAACUGCUCAGCAGUACCAACAACGUUAUGAAACUCGAAUAGCAGAAGAUUAUAAAAAAAAUAAAGACGAAGCACAGUCGUACCAACAUCGUCCCAAGCCAACAGUUUCUGAGAGCCCGUCUCGAACAACAAGUUGGACAUCAAACUACAGUCAAAGCAAUAGAGUAUCGACAACUACAAUUCCAUAUACAUCUCAUUCCACUAGUAAUUCGAUUAGAACAACAAAGCCGUCAUGGAUGACAACAGAGAUAUCUAUUUUCUAUCGUCCUCUGUUCAAUAAGUCAACGGAAAGUCACACGGCUGGAAGCCCUUUCAAUGCUUCCAGGGAUAACUCAAGAUAUUCAAAUGACUUAAGAUCAACUGUUAGCUCUCAACAGUAUCGAGAAGAUGCGCUGAGAAAUGAUCGACACAAAGAAACAAUUAGGCAACAAACGCUAAUAAGUCAAAUGAGAAGCCAGCAGACGAGCCUAAUUGCCAAUAACAACAACCAAACAAGGCCAUCUGUAUCGUCAACUUCAAAUGGGAGAAGUCAAAUGAGCCACUCUUGGAAUAAUCCUAAUGCCGAGAACAGGCAAGGAACGGAUAGCUCAAGAUUUGAUAACAAACGAAGUGGUUUUGUAAUAAAAGCGCGUCAGCAGGAGACUACUCGGGAUUCGGAUAAUGAUCGUCAGACUUUUAAGAGCCGAACUUCCUCAGCCCAUAAUUCCUAUUCUUCUGAGCCUCAUAGCAGUCGUUCUCAACCAAAUUCAUCUCAAAACCUAUCGUCAUCACAGAGAAAGAGUUCGGAACAAAGAGAAUAUCAAUACGAAGGAAGUUAUCGAACAAACGAUGUAAAAAACUCCCAAAACUCUCGUCAACGUAAUAUGUCGAAAGUUAAACUAACAGCAGGGAAUAUAAGCACUACGACUCAUUCGAGUAAUGCUCAGAAAAUUGUUAUAAAGCCAAUCGAGCAAGAAAUAUUAACCACCUCUGACUCUUUAACGACUACUGAGGCUACCAGCGAUACGACGACUUUCGUUCCAAGUACAACGAAGCCUGCACCCACGGAGUUGAGAAUUGAAUUUCCACUAGGACUUGCAUUGAAAUCGCCCGCUCCAAGUUCAAGCUGUCAGUUAGCCUUAGCGAAAUGUGAACAAACAGAAGAUUGUCGUUGGCAUCUUGGUGAGCUGCGUGUUCGAUGUGGUCGAGCAUCAUGUCGUAGGGACGAUUGUGCUGCCGCUUUGCAACGAUUUUCAAGAUAUGUUCCAUAUGAACUAGUUGAAGCAAUUAUGUUUUGUCAAUGUUCCGCAAACGAUAUUAGCUGCUCAGAGCAUCAGGACAUUCUAUAUCCUAAAUGCCUGUAUUCUUCAUCUCAGCCAGUCCCUACGUGUACUCAGACAAAUCGAAAAUGUGAAUCGGAUGCCAAAUGCCGACACUUAUUCCGAUCUGUUUCAAAUUAUUGUCCAGUUGCAAAUGGGGAAUGCGUUGCUAACAAUCUUGCUCAAUGUAGACAGACCUUGUUGACUGCAAGAGCUUCUGUCUUGGAACAACCUUGUUUUUGCCCAUUUUCUGAUGUCGAAUGCAUUUCCUACCAAAGGUUAAUGAUUCCAAAUAAUCCCUGUAUAGGAAAAUCUAUGUUAGAUUAUUCACAUGUUUAUCGAUCUGAAAAUAGUCAUCAUUCAGUAGAAAAAUCGUCAACUAGUUUUGAAACCAAUAGGGUUCAAGAUAUAAUCCCCUUAUAUAAGAAUGAAGAUAGCUAUCGAGUUAAGGAUGAACAUGAAGAGCCUACGAAAGUUAAGCCUCUAACUUCCUCAACGACUUCCCAACCAAUGACAACAACAUCUCCCAUUGUUGGGGCAGAUGGACGAUAUGCUGGUAAGAAAACAACGAAGAAGUUUCGAACAACCACACUGAGCCCACCUACAACUUCUGAACUUCCUCCACCAUGGGUAACAACUACUACUGUUGCACCCACAACAACAACGACAUUCAUGACUCAUGCUCCUCCUCCUCCUGAGGGUUGCACAACUAGAGAUGCUAAUGGCAGGUGGAUAUUCGCUCCUGUUGGAACGAUAAUCAGGCGUUAUGUCGACUGGUCGGGAAGAUGUUCCUCUUGGUGUGAGUGUAUAACAGAGAAUGAGUUAUCAUGUCAGGUAGUAUCUUGUCUUGAAGAAGGACAAUGUGAGGCUCCAUUAACUCUUGUUGACUUCGGUGAGAGAAUAUACAUCAAGGAUCGCGGUGCAUGUUUCUGCGAAUCUUCUCACUUCAUUUGUGAAUAUCCUGAAGAAAUACCAGAACUUUAUCCAGGGUUGUAUAUAUCGGCGGGUUAUUCGAACCUGGAUAUCGAGAUGCUUCAAAAAGAAGUCCCUCACAACAUUUUGGAGAAAGCUGGUUUCUUGUCAGCUGAUGGAGCAAUUGAUAUUGCAAGUCGGCUACAGAUUGCCUUUGAACGAUUGUUGCCUGAGGAUAUUCAAUGCCGAGUUGUUCUUCUUCCCGAGAUCAGUGAUCCAGGGAGUGCUUUUCUAAGAGUUGAAUGGUAUGGAAUGAAUAAGCUGCUGAAUCACACAAAAACUCAAUGGCAUCACGGAGACGCUGAAAAGAUCUGCUCCCCUUUUGUAGUGAAGUUGGCUGAUCAAUUUGCUCAAGGCGAUUCCUUACGUUAUCAACUUGUAUUAUCAACGGUUAAACAAAUCAAGGUUAUUGACUUUCUCGAUGGAUUGCCGAUAUCGGGAGUUCCUGCUAUAGCGGUCUCGUUGCUCCAAAUCAUAUCUCUCACAAUCAUCAUCCACUUACUUUCCUGA